AUGAAGAAAAUUGCCAUUUGGCAGAUUUUCCUUUUUGAGUUUGUGUUGGCCAGUACUCUUAUUGAAAGCCAAUGCUCAGCCCUUCCUCAAAACUCUUCCUGCACCCUCAAUUGUACCUCCCGAAUCUAUGAAGACUACCUCGGCGAUUGUUCUCCAACCGUCUCGGUAGUCGAAAUCUGCAACAGCUCAAGAUGCUCUCUUCUUGAAAACAAAAACGUCACCGGGUCGACAAUAGUUCAAAGCACCUGCUCGACCUUUUUGGACAACAACAACGAUUGCCAGCUUAAUUGUUCCUCAAGAACGUAUCCAUAUUCUGAUUCAUGUUCUGGCGACGUUUUUGUUACAGAAAUAUGCGAUUUAAACAGUUGUGAAGUUUUGUACAGCAGAGCAGUGACUGUUGACAUUGUCGAAUGUUCAGUCAUGCCGCAAGAGAAUCUGCUCUGCGAUGGAAGUAUCUACAAAGCGGCUUAUAACUGGGACUUGUUCUUUCCAUGCUUUUAUUACAAAAAUAGCGAUGAAAUUUUCUGCCAAAAGAAAUCUUACUCGAACUCAAUCAACAUCACCGUUCCUGUUACUCAACCCGCUUUGACAACAACCACAACAACAAGUGCUUCAAACAUUCCCACUUGGCUCCCCAAUCUUCUAGAAAACAUUGGCAUUCUUGCGGUCGGACUGUUUAUUGGCUUCUUUGAUGACCUGUUUCCAGCAAAAGAGAUGAUAACAACGACUGUGGCUACAACAACUCUAGCUCCAGAAAAUGGGCUCUCGGAUGUGGUCAUCGCCGCGGGCGGAUUUUUGACGGGUAUUUUAUUUCUGAGCUUGAUUGAAUUUCUCGCUGGAAGUCAAAAUAACGAAAUUUUGACAACAUUGGCUCCUACUUUAUCCACCAUCCUCACAACCAAUUUCCAAGAGGAGGACGUCCAAAUUUUAGACGAGUUUUUCGUCUACGAUUCUUGCGCAACUUCACCUCAAUUAUUUGAGCUCAACACUGGGGAAUCUUUUAUUUCACCUGGCUCUCCUUUGUCUUAUAACUUCGUCAAUUGCGAUGGGGAGCUAACAAAUCUAAAGAGUGUCGCAUCGAACCAGGGCAUUCAGUUUAAUCUGGUUUUGUCUGAAUACGAUCCGGUCGACUCUCGAAUUGAUUUUUCGAAUUCCAACGGGGAUGUUUUUUCGUUCGAUAUUGACAUUUCCGAUGAAAACUGCGCGAAUCCACGACAUUCUGCAUUCCGAAAAUCGCUGGAAAUGGGCUUUCUAGAGCGGCAGCAAAUUUCAAAUUUCAAAAUGAAAUUUGCUCUUUUGACGGAAGAUGAAAUCAGCGAAGAAGUUCUCAUCAACGAAGCAUCUUCCAGCUGCUACGAAGCUCUAGAAUCGAUGGAAACAGGAAUGAUCGACUGUAAAAUCAUCCGAUUCUCCUCACCAGAGCCGAAUACAAGGUCGAAUUCUGCGUCAAAUUGCAAGUCUUCCUCGGAAGUGACACUAGUUGCCCGAUUUUUGGACAAUUUGGAAGUUGAAAUCAAGGAAGAGAUUAUUCAAAAUAUUUCAAUGGAGAUUGAAAAUCGACUGAAUUCAAAAGACGACGAUGGCAAAAUAGGCCAAAACGAGGUGUUGGGACUUCUGACUCCACAAGAUAAUCAAGGUCUAUUUAUCGCGCAAAUGGUGGUCCUUUCUUUUUGCCUUUGUAUCGGGCUGGCGGCGAGCGCGUUCCAGGUGCAAAUGUAUCGAGCUGGUGCGAGUGGAAAUGCACGUCACAAGGGCCCGGUCAAAUAA
Molecule: messenger RNA, 1767 nt
Organism: Oikopleura dioica
Lineage: Eukaryota; Metazoa; Chordata; Appendicularia; Copelata; Oikopleuridae
Source: the annotation of a GenBank genome assembly